AUUCCCGUUGCAGACAUGUGUCGCAUAAUUGACAUAGAGAACAUUCCGGGGCCGCGUCAAGCCAGCGUAUAUAAGGAGGGCUCCAGCAGGUCCUCGGCAUCAGGCAUCACCAGCACAAAGAUGGCGUUUUCUCUCCGUGUUUUGUUCCUCCUUUGCGGGAUCGGUGGAGUGUUGAGCGGGGUGCUGCCCGUGUCCAAAAAGGACAACGUUUGCUGUCCUGAUGGCUGGACUCAGAAGGACGAACACUGUUACAUCUACAAAGAAGAGAGGAGGACUUUUGCCGAUGCGGAGAGGAUCUGUAACGUGAUUGGUGGGAACCUGGCUUCAAUCCGCAACCCUGUAGAAAAUGCGGUCGUUUAUCAGCUGGUUGUGAAAGGUGGUGGAGAUGAAGCCUGGAUUGGACUCCACGAUGCCGUUAAGUCUCGAGACUACCUGUGGACUGAUGGCACCCCCUUCGUCUUUGCCAACUUUGCCUCCGGGACAGCUUCUGGCGCUGAUGACUGCGUGGUGAUUGAAACCACUGGAAACGAUGGGGUAUGGAAAGGAGAGCCGUGCACUGAUGACGAGCCCUACGUUUGCAUCAGAGAGGCCUUCUGUCAUCACUAAUCAGAACCGUCUUAUCUUCUAGAACUGUCCUUUACUCAUCACAAUGAAUGUACUGAGGCAGUGGUAAACUUUAGUGGUGUGCUUGUAUUACUGGGUAUUUUUCUUAUUCUACACUGUUCAGUUGUUGAACGUUCGUCAAAACAAACGGACGGAUCAUCUCUCUACUAAAUAAAGGAACCUGUCUAUAUCAAAA
Molecule: messenger RNA, 799 nt
Organism: Nerophis ophidion (straightnose pipefish)
Lineage: Eukaryota; Metazoa; Chordata; Actinopteri; Syngnathiformes; Syngnathidae
Product: lithostathine-1-alpha-like
Exons: 7
Coding region: 16-606 (196 amino acids)
Molecular function (GO): signaling receptor activity
Source: RefSeq, a predicted model, not a curated record